ACGGGAUGGAGGCCAACCACACCCAACAGAAAUUGCUCAGACGACAGAAACCCCACAGUGGAGAAAGUGGAAAGUUUUCCUCCUCACUCCGUCCAACUUCCACAGCCCACAGCACGUGACGAUAACCACGUGCCCUCGUCUUCAGCUAACAACAGGUCAUUAAAAGCCAAGAAAUCAGCCUCAGUUGACAGAAAUGGUGUGAAGCCUGGUCGUCACGUGGUGAAGAAAAUCUUUCCAUGCAAAAUAUGCAAGUGCCCCUUCACCAACAGGACCAAUGCUGCCCUCCACGCCCACACCCACCUCAACUCCGACGAGCUGAAGCGGUCUACAAUUUUCCAUGCGAAGUGCCCCCACUGCCAAAAAGACUUCUUCAAACGGCACCAAUUUACCGACCACGUCAACGCGCACGAAGGGCGGAAGAACCACGCCUGCCCCGUUUGCAAGCAGAAGUUCACCCAGAAAGCACAUUUGACCUCGCAUCUCUUCGUUCACCUGAGUCGCGAGGAGCGCGCGGAGGUGCGGCAGGGCUGGCGACACGUCUGCUACUUCUGCAGCAAACCAUUCCAAAGUCCAUCCCAUCUCAGUCGUCAUGUGGUGGCCCACACGAAGGAAAAAGUGGGCGGAAGGUGUCACACAUGUCGAAAAACGUUCUCCUCCAAAGACGGCCUGACCAGUCAUCGCUUCCGUCAUCUCAGCGAAAACGAGAAGGUCGCCCUCGUGAAGCAGGGGACGGGUCGAGAGUGUCAGAAGCAACUCCCUGAUAACCACACUUAUCAUGCUCACCUGGUCUCCCACACGAAGGAGAAACCUUUCCGCUGUCACCAGUGCGGGGUACUGUUCGGUCGUAACGGUGCAUUAAAAUUGCACAAGCGCAUUCACACUUCGAACCCAAAAGCCUUCAAAUGCGACGAGUGUGACCAGGCUUUCGGUCGAAAAUAUCAUCUGACCAGUCACAAGAAGACGGUUCACCGGAAGCGGAAAGACUUCGCGUGCCCCCAAUGCGGCAAGAUGUUUGGCGAGAAGAGCAACAUGGUGAAACAUAUGAAGGGUGUUCAUGGCAAAAGAAGGCACCCCUGUCCCCACUGUGGGGGGACGUUCUCGAGCAAACAAUACGUUUGCAGACAUGUCGAGAGGGUUCAUCCCUCAGAAGGUCGCCUUCAUUCCGAUCUCAUCAAAUGACCACGUGGUUCCCACGCUUUAUGUAUUCUUAUAUGUUCCGAUGUCAGCAUUUGUGACGAGACAAUUAUUCUCGUACGACUGACUGGUUACAAAGUAGCAAUUUGUAAACAUGACACAGUUUUGUUCACUUCUUGACGGUUUUUAUGGAGUAAAGCCAUUCUAUUUUGUGUAAAACUCUGCUCACGUCUCGCUCCCAUUUUUCCAUGCGACGACACAAAUGCAAAGCUGGACCAGUGACGACGACAUAUUUCAUCGUGACGAGAAGAAUGGUCAAUUUUGUAUCACACUUAAAUCGUGCAGGUCAUCUCAUAUUGCGGGUUGCUUAUCGAAACGGACGAAGGUGAACUAAUAAUUCUGGAGGAAGUCUCAAUUUGCAUAUUAUUAUGACACGCAGACCUCAAUAACUGAUGAAUGGUAGUCCAAUUUCUCGUCGUGAGAUUAAGAAAAAUAAAACUCUUUAUUUCCAGCCUAAUUUUCGUACAGUUGUAAAGUUCCGUUUCAUUUGAGAAAACCAGGGAUAUCUAUCUAGUUCCUUUCGAAUAGAAAUCAAACCAUAUUUCACGAGGACGAUGGUAACAAAUCCAGCCAGAUAAAUAAAAGAGACAGAUUUUUGCAUAUUUCUUCACGUACGAUACACAAACAGAGGGCGGAUAAGGGGACAUCGAAUAACUGUGGGGACAUUGUCCCCUCAAGCUUCCGCGGCCACUGCAUGCAUGCAUCGCAUUGUGAGAAAAAUUAAGAAAUCGUAUGCAGAAUUCCUCUUCUUCUUGAGCUUUCUUUCGUGCUCCGUUUCAAUGAAAGUGCUUCAAAAUUCUAACCCAGGCGAAAGAUAGCACUGGGAUAAGAACGGAGGAACGGAAUUCUGAUUCAUACCCAAAUUUUAGAGAUUAUGGACUCACGCAUAUUUCGUCAGUGGUCGAUGACAAUCGUCUCAAUUUUCAUUGAAUAAUUUAUGACUGAGCAUCAUCAUCACUGUACAUUUUCUUGCUGAAUUCUCCACACAGUGAUUAUUCUGCAUUUUAUUGGCCUUGGGGCUGACUAUGUACAAGAUUCAGUCAGAGACUUCACUUUUCUUGGGAUAGGCAGAUAAGCCAAGCUUUCUCUCAGGUGCUGGCAGACGGAGAAUAACAUGCUCCUAGUCAAAUAAGUGCUCACUUUCUCCUAAAGAAACUUCACCAGUUUCAAACAUUUCCAAAUUUCCACCAAGUUUACAUUGAGAAAACAGAGCAAAACCACGCAAAGUAAGGGAAGCUGCACUCUUAGCAAAACGAGUGUGGACUGCGACUGGAAAUUGUGGAUCAGUAGGAUUGGACUAGGGAAGAAUUUUUUACCCCAGAAACGACUGCAUCCCGAACACGUUACGCCCAACUUUCAAGAAGGCGUCGUUGAGAAAGGGGUCGAUGGAUUCUAACGGGGGAAUAAGUUCUGAGCAGAACGAGACGUUACCAUUGGACGGGAUGGAGGUCAACCGGAAGUUGCACGGAAGACAGAAAGCGCUCGUCCAUACAAUGGAAAAAGGGGACCAUUUUCAAGAAAAUGGACGACUUCCUCCUCACUCCGACCAACCACGUGAGCCAACACCACGUGACGAUAACCACGUGCAGUCCCCUUCAUCCAACAGCAGGUCAUUAAAAGCCAAGAAAUCAGCCCAAAUUGGCAGAAUGGGCGUGGAGCCUGGUCGUCGCGUCGCGGGGAAAAUAUUUCCAUGCAAAAUAUGCCUUCGUCCCUUCACCAACAGAUCCAGUGUUUACCUCCACGCCCGCACCCACCUCAACUCCGAAGAGCUGGAGCGGUCUACAAUUUUCCAUGGGAAGUGUCCCUACUGCGCAAGAACAUUCUUUAUUCGUCGUGACUUUACUCAUCAUCUCUUCGUCCACAUGAGCCGCGAGGAGCGCGCGGAGGUGCGGCAGGGCUGGCGACACGGAUGCUACUUCUGCACCAAGCGAUUUAAAAGUCAAUCCCACCUCAGUCGUCAUCUUGCGACCCAAACGAAGGAAAAAGUGGGCGGGAGGUGUCACGUGUGUCGAAAAACGUUCUCCUCCAAAGACGGCCUGACCAGUCAUCGCUUCACUCAUCUCAGCGAGGACGAGAAGGUCGCCCUCGUGAAGCAGGGAAUGAGUCGAGAGUGCUUAUUCUGCCACAAGAAAUUCCCCAACAACCGGGCUUAUCAUGCCCACCUGGUCUCCCACACGAAGGAGAAACCCUUUCUCUGCGACCAGUGCGGAAAUCUGUUCGUUCAUAAUUAUAGCUUGAAGUUGCACAAGCGCCUGCACUCUUCGAACCCAAAACGGUUCAAUUGCGACGACUGUGAGAAAGCGUUUACUAGUAAACACAAUCUGACCAGCCACACGAAGACGGUUCACCGGAAGCUGAGGGACUUUGCGUGUCCCGAGUGCGCCAAGAAGUUCGGCAUGAAGAGCGACAUGGUGCGGCAUUUGAGGAGUGUUCAUGCCAAAAUCCGGCUCCCCUCCCCCCUCUGCGGGAAGACGUUCACGCAUAAAGGCCAUCUUGGGACGCAUUUGAAGAAGGUUCAUUCCUCAGAGUAAAGGUCAAAAUGACCCCUCGUGAAACUACGACAUGUAAUGUUUCCCAUAUUUAUGACAUGAUAAUUAUUCUUGUUCGGCUGAUAAAAAUGGCAUAAUUGAAUUAUUUAAGUUGGAAAUAUGACCAGAUUUUUGUUACCGUUUUGACCAUGACAAUUUAUAAGUAGUAAAGUAAUUUUAUGUAAAA
Molecule: messenger RNA, 3909 nt
Organism: Folsomia candida
Lineage: Eukaryota; Metazoa; Arthropoda; Collembola; Entomobryomorpha; Isotomidae
Product: zinc finger protein OZF-like
Exons: 3
Source: RefSeq, a predicted model, not a curated record